Ciona intestinalis (vase tunicate) is the source of this 1062-nucleotide messenger RNA. Its product is annotated as bone morphogenetic protein 1 homolog. NCBI's taxonomy places the organism in Eukaryota, Metazoa, Chordata, Ascidiacea, Phlebobranchia, Cionidae. The record is from RefSeq and is a predicted model, not a curated record.
AUUUAAAAAGCUAUACGCAACCAACGCGUUUAAUAAGCCAAUUAGCGCAAGGUAUUUUGUGUAUUAUUUCCCGUAAAACGCAUUUCAUUUUUCAAGUUGUAUUCAGACUUUAUUAACAAAAUGUUAGGAAGGAAAACACAGCUACUUUUUCUCUUAUGUUUGACCACCUUGUCACAACAGACAGUUGCUGAAGAGAACUCGAAUGGCAUCCACCACAAGCCAGCGCAAGUGGUUUCAGAUAGGCAUAGCCCGUUCGCUAAUCCCAAAUCCAUUAGUAAAGUUAAGGCUUGCCAGGGCGGUGAAAGCCUAAGCCUUUUCUCUGGAAAUUUCACUUCGCCAAACUAUCCGAAUUACUACGACAACAAGCUAUAUUGUACAUGGUUAAUCCAAAUGCCAUAUCAAGGCUACAUUGUCAACCUCACAGUCAUCGACCGCCAGUUGCAAUACAGCCAUGAUUACUUAUAUCUGUAUGAUGGCCCUUCAACAAAUUCUCCGCUUCUAGCUGCAUUAACUGGUGCCAUGUAUUUUCCUACUACAUAUUAUUCUUCUACUAGCACCAUGUUCGUUGUACUAGAAACCGAUGAUUACGGCCAAGAGAAGGGUUUCAGGGUUAACUACACCAAUGCCUAUCCUCAGAAAACUACAGCCCCGACCGUUGUGUUAACAACAGCAAUUCCCGAUAAAGCGUGUAACGGGGGUGAUUAUAUAUAUUCACCUUCAGGUUACAUAUCAUCACCUAACUAUCCUGAAAACUACGCCGAUGAUUUAAGCUGCACCUGGCAGAUCAGGAUUCCAAACAACUACAACGUUAUAAAACUUUCAGUUUCAGACUUUAACGUUGAAGAUGUAUUUGAUUUCCUAAACGUAUACGAUGGUCCUUCUAAUAACUUUCCUUUAAUAGCAUCAUGGACUGGCCAAUAUUAUUCUGAAACCGUUUAUUCGUCUUCGUGUGAUAUGUUUUUACUUUUUCAUUCUGACCCUGUGUUGGCGCGGUCGGGUUUUAAGGUUUACUUUGAAUCUGUAAGUCAAAUUGAAGCGUCGAAAAGAAAUAAAGAUAAAUAA